UCAUACAACUCUGUUCAAGUUCAACUCACUAUUUAGAAUAAAGAGGCCAAAGCCGUGUAGUAAUAAGAAAUGCGACAAUUAGAUUUAGGAAACGUCAGUCCACGAGUAUCAAGGAUAAUAGUUUAUAAAAGGCUUUUAAGUGUAUAAACAUCCCCUAACGCUAAUGGCUACAUCCCUAUCUAAUGAAGCGUGUAAAUGUUGUCAAGGACACAAGCAUGUCGUCUUUGUUCCUAAGUUGAUUUGUAAAAAAAAAAGUGGGCGUUCCUGUCAUGUGCACCAUUAAAAAAGAAGCAAACAUAUCAGCACUCACUCCAAAAAACUUCAUCUUAACACUUCACUCCGAUGCAAAAGAGAACAUCAUUAGUGAUAACUGCUGCUUGCGAUUUUUUUUUUCAUCUAUCAGAAGCACCGAUUCGGACUACCUUAAACUACCCCAUGGGGUUUAGAGGGCAUAAGGCUGAUAAGUUGUUUAUUUUACAAGAUACAUAAAUGAUGUCAUGUAUCAAGUCUUCAAGGUGUAUCAUAACAUUAGGUCAUAAUUUCUUUGUGAUAUCAGGGAUGUCUAAAGGGAAGAAGAGAAGAUGAUUUUUACUAAGAUUUUUCUCAUUGUUUCUCUCCUCUUAAUACUCUUUAAAACGGAGACUUGCGAAGGCGUCCACCGCGAGAGAAAGAAGGAAGACGCUCAUAAUGAAAUAACCGCUCUGAGAGGCAGAAUAAGAAACCAUAAUCUGAACCUCGAUAACCCAAGAAUGGUAAAGGGAGGGAAAAGAAGAGUCUCAUGUUUUUUCUCUCCUCAAAAGCUCAAAGCUCGACGAUCUCGUCAUAUAUCAAAGCGUUGCUUUGAUGUCAACCCAUACGGUUUUUCUCCACCCGCGGUAUCCUACCCAUGUGGAGGCAUGAGUUGGCCUACGGUUCCUGAUCCGUGGUGGCCAGAAUACGGCUGGAUGGACGGAUGUGGCUAUCCCCUGCCAGGAGGUGGACCGUGGAGUCAACCGUAUCCAUGGUUCCCUCCUGGAUGUGGUUGUUGCUGUCCAACGGAAGAAAGUGGCAAAGAAGAAGGUAAGCCGACCGAACCACCCACCGGCGGGAAUCAGCCUACAAAGGAAACAAAACAGGCUAAGACACACCCAACCAGCCCUAGCGGAGGCAGUUCUGGCUCCGCAAGCCCUACGAGUAGCCAACCUACCACUGGCACGCAAGGUACCUUGGGGACCCUAUCAACUGGUAGUACAGCCCGUGACUCCUCAAGAAACCUCAGACUGCAUUCACCAACCGCCUCGGUGCUAAGAAGCCGUUUGAAGUCUCUUAAAGACAGAGCGAGGCUUAUGAAACAGCAUGUGCUGAGAAAAAAUUUUCCUGGACGCUCUUUGAAAGUUAUCGUGGAGAACCUCUGAGACUGAG
Molecule: messenger RNA, 1401 nt
Organism: Stylophora pistillata
Lineage: Eukaryota; Metazoa; Cnidaria; Anthozoa; Scleractinia; Pocilloporidae
Source: RefSeq, a predicted model, not a curated record